GUAACAGGCAGAACCAGGAAAAGACAGUUGACGUUGUUACGCCUUGCUAGAUGAUUGCCGAGGUAAGAUGGCGGCGCCAGAGGAGCCAGAAUUAUCUCAGGCGCAGACCGAAAAACUCCUCCAAUUUCAGGACUUAACUGGUUUGGAGUCAAUGGACCAAUGUCGUCGAACAUUAGAACAGCACAAUUGGAACAUAGAGGCUGCAGUACAAGACAGACUUAAUGAGCAGGAAGGAGUGCCCAGUGUGUUUAACCCUCCACCAUCCAGACCAUUACAGGUCAAUACAGCAGACCAUAGAGUAUAUAGUUACAUCGUCUCAAGGCCACAACCCAGGGGAUUACUAGGAUGGAGUUACUACUUGAUAAUGCUACCUUUCAGAUUUACAUAUUACACACUUCUGGACAUAUUCAGGUUCGCCCUGCGAUUCAUCAGGCCAGAUCCUCGUGGUCGUGUCACAGACCCUGUUGGAGAUGUUGUAUCUUUCAUUCAUAAUUUUGAGGAGAAAUAUGGUCGGUCACACCCAGUAUUUUACCAGGGAACAUACAGCCAGGCACUGAAUGAUGCCAAACGGGAGCUCCGCUUCUUAUUAGUGUACCUCCAUGGGGAUGAUCAUCAAGACACAGAUGAGUUUUGCCGCUCCACGUUAUGUACAGAAGAGGUCAUAACCUUCCUCAAUACACGAAUGCUCUUCUGGGCAUGCUCAACCAGCAAGCCUGAGGGAUACAGAGUGUCCCAAGCACUGCGGGAGAACACCUACCCAUUCCUGGCCAUGAUAAUGCUAAAAGAUCGCAAGAUGACAGUGGUGGGCCGGCUCGAGGGUCUCAUUCAGCCGGAGGACCUCAUCAAUCAGCUCACCUUCAUCAUGGAUGCCAACCAAACACAUCUGAUGUCAGAGCGCCUUGAACGUGAGGAGAGGAACCAGACCCAAGUGCUAAGGCAGCAACAGGACGAGGCGUAUCUUGCCUCCCUCCGUGCCGACCAAGAGAAGGACCGAAAGAAGAGGGAGGAGCAGGAGCAGCGGAGGCAAGAGGAGGAGAAGGUCCGACAGAGUGCUCUUGCUGAGGAGAGGAGACGGCAGACGCUGGAAGAGGAGAAGGAGAGGAAGUCAGAAUGUCUUCCCCCAGAGCCGCCUGCAGAUGAUCCAGAAAGUGUCAAAAUAGUGUUUAAGCUGCCUAAUGAUACACGAGUAGAGAGACGAUUCCUCUUUGGGCAGUCUCUGACAGUAAUAUACGACUUCCUCUUCUCUUUGAAAGAAUCUCCAGAGAAGUUUCAGAUAGUCACAAACUUCCCUCGCCGAGUCCUGCCCUGCCUUCCGACUGAAGAGCAGCCUAACCCUCCCACGCUGAAAGAGGCGGGGCUCAGCCGCUCCGAGGUCCUUUUCGUUCAGGACCUUACGGACGAUUAAAAGAUGACAUACCUCCUCUACAUGGAAACACAUUUUCCUCCAAUGCCCACCCACUCCUCGUUUUCUUUUUCUCCUUCUGUUAAAUGGCCAUUAUGCACAAAGGAUCAUUUGAGAUGAAAUCCUAACCUGGAAAAAAUUAAUCACCCUGCAUCCAGUCCUUGUUUGGUUGUGUUUACAGGGUUCCCAAUAACCUGGAAAGUCUUGAAUUUUAUCAAAUAAAUAUUUCUUGAAGUCC
This is a messenger RNA of Cheilinus undulatus (humphead wrasse), 1640 nucleotides long. RefSeq names its product Fas associated factor family member 2 (gene faf2). NCBI's taxonomy places the organism in Eukaryota, Metazoa, Chordata, Actinopteri, Labriformes, Labridae. The coding region runs from base 68 to 1405 and encodes 445 amino acids. Gene Ontology annotation, molecular function: ubiquitin binding. The transcript has 11 exons. The record is from RefSeq and is a predicted model, not a curated record. Gene Ontology annotation, cellular component: endoplasmic reticulum.